This is a messenger RNA of Puma concolor (puma), 1275 nucleotides long. The record is from RefSeq and is a predicted model, not a curated record. NCBI's taxonomy places the organism in Eukaryota, Metazoa, Chordata, Mammalia, Carnivora, Felidae.
AUGGAGAGGAACGAGGAACGAGCCCCAAGGGAUUUUCUGCUCUGUCAGAUGGCCCCCAUGUGCGGUCGGCGCGGGGUCCGGGGCCACACACGCAUCUCCAUCGCCAUCCCCAGCCGGGCCAGGCGCGCAAGCAGGAGAGCGGAUCGGGGCGGCCGGAGAGCACCAGCAGACGCCAUGUGGAUCCAGGUUCGCACCAUGGACGGCAAGGUGGCCCACACUGUGGACUCGCUGUCCAGGCUGACCAAGGUGGAGGAGCUGAGGAGGAAGAUCCAGGGGCUGUUCCACGUGGAGCCAGGCCUGCAGAGGCUUUUCUACAGGGGCAAGCAGAUGGAGGACGGCCACACUCUCUUCGACUAUGACGUCCGCCUGAACGACACCAUCCAGCUCCUGGUCCGCCAAAGCCUGGUGCUCCCCCCCAGCGGCAGCAAGGAGAAAGACUCUGAACUGUCAGAUACCGAUUCUGGCUGCUGCCUGGGCCAGAGCGAGUCGGACAAGUCCUCCAACAGCGGCGAGGCGGCCUCGGAGGCGGACGGGAAGGCGGGCUUAGCGGAUGAAGACGCGUGGGACGAGACGGAGCUGGGUCUGUACAAGGUCAACGACUAUGUGGAUGCUCGGGACACGAACAUGGGGGCGUGGUUCGAGGCGCAGGUUGUCAGGGUGACCAGGAAGGCGCCUUCGCAAGACGAGCCCUGCAGCUCUACCUCCAGUGUGACGCCCGAAGACGACAUCAUUUACCACGUCAAAUAUGACGAACUACAAAUGCGCCAGGAUUUCCGCAUCAUACCAGAAGCCACGCUCCUUGGGGUUGUCGGGGUUAUAGUUGAGCAUGACCACCUGGCCGACCUCUAUCUCCUGCCACUGCAGAAUGGUUCGGGCACGGGCCCGCACGUCGCGGGGACUCAUCUGGACCACUCCAUUCUCCGGGACCACGGGAAUUCUUUCACGUACACGGGCAGCGGUGGUCGAGAUCUUUCUGGCAACAAGCGGACCGCGGAGCAGUCUUGUGAUCAGAAGCUCACCAACACCAACAGGACAUUCGUGGAAGAUGAUUUCCGGAAGGUGGAAGGUGCCAUUUUUAGGCGAGUGAGAGCGGAGGAGUCUGCUUCAGCAGAUCCUGAUCUCACGUUUGAUUGCCUGGACAGAUCCUUCCGGGCGCAGGUGUUCAGCUGCCCGGCCUGCCGCUACGACCUGGGCCGGAGCUAUGCCAUGCAGGUGAACCAGCCGCUACAGGCCGUCCUCAACCAGCUCUUCCCCGGCUAUGGCAGCGGGCGGUGA